AUGGCCGUGAAGACGAGGGGCAGGGGAUUUAAUAGUUCGAGGAGGUGCGAUGGGUGCAGGUUAUGGUUGAACUCAGAAGCGUUGUCCCUGUGUGUGAUCUCAUGCUUAUAUGGUUGUCUGUCUCUCCUUCUCUGCCCCAGGUCCCUUGGGAGAAACUCCUUGAGGUGCCCAGGCUGAGACUGGGGGGUAAUGACACUGUGAGCUCUAGAUGGUGUGAGACCCCUCCCCACCCCCAGAGCCGAACAAUGGCUACAGCCUUGGAACCAGAGGACCAGGAUCUUUGGGAAGAAGAGGGAAUCCUGAUGGUGAAAUUGGAAGAUGAUUUCACCUGUAGGCCGGAGUCUGUCUUACAGAGAGAUGACCCUGUGCUUGAGACCUCACACCAGAACUUCCGGCGCUUCCGCUACCAGGAAGCAGCAAGCCCUCGAGAAGCUCUCAUUCGGCUGCGAGAACUUUGUCAUCAGUGGCUGAGGCCGGAAAGGCGGACGAAGGAGCAGAUCUUAGAGCUGCUUGUGCUGGAACAGUUCCUUACCGUCCUGCCCGGAGAACUACAGAGCUGGGUGCGGGGCCAGCGGCCAGAGAGUGGCGAGGAGGCCGUGACGCUGGUGGAGGGUUUGCAGAAACAACCCAGGAGACCAAGGCGGUGGGUGACUGUCCAUGUUCAUGGGCAGGAAGUCCUGUCAGAGGAGACGGUGCAUCCAGGAGCAGAGCCCGAAUCACCUAACGAGCUGCAGAACGCUGUGCAGACCUCAACUCCUGAGGAGUCCCACGAGGAGACCACGCAGAGCCCAGACCUGGGGCCACCAGAAGAGCCGAGCGUGUGCCACGAACUGGAGUUUCAGCCCCUGCAGCAGAGCGAGGUUCCGGUGCCGCAGGGCCCAGACCGUCCUGAAGAGAGGAGCCCUGGAAACCCAGAGAUGGUUGCCUUUCUUACUGCUCUCUCACAGGGAUUGGUAACUUUCAAGGACGUGGCUGUGUGCUUCUCCCAGGACCAGUGGAGCGAUAUGGAUCCAACACAGAAAGAGUUCUAUGGAGAAUAUGUCUUGGAGGAAGACUGUGGAAUUGUGGUCUCUUUGUCGUUUCCAAUCCCCAGACUAGAUGAGAUCUCCCACGUUAGAGAGGAAGAGCCUUUGGUCCCAGAUAUCCCAGAGCCUCAAGAGCCUCAAGAGCCAGAAAUCCUGAGUUUUACCUACACAGGAGACAGGAGUGAAGACGAAGAAGAGUACCUUGAGCAAGAAGAUGUAAGUUUGGAGGAUAUACACAGAUCUAUUUUGGGAGAUCCAGAAAUCCACCAGACUCCAGACUGGGAAAUAGUCUUUGAGGAUGAUCCAAGUAGACCUAACGAGAGAAGCUUUGGUACAAAUACUUCUCAAGUCAAUAGUUUAUCGAAUCUUCGGGAAACCAUGCCUAUCUGCCCCCUGUUAGGGAGACACCACGACUGCCCUGUAUGUGGAAAAAGUUUCACUUGCAACUCCCACCUUGUUAGACACCUGAGAACUCACACGGGAGAGAAACCAUAUAAGUGUAUGGAGUGUGGGAAAAGUUACACGCGGAGCUCACAUCUUGCCAGGCACCAGAAGGUUCACAAAAUGGGCACUGCUUAUAAAUUUCCCCUAAACCGGAAGAAUUUGGAUGAGACCUCCCCUCUGGUCCAGCCUGAGAGAACUCCUCCCGUUGAGAAACCCUUUAGAUGUGACGAUUGUGGAAAACACUUCCGCUGGACUUCGGACCUUGUCCGGCAUCAGAGGACACACACGGGGGAAAAACCCUUCUUCUGUACUAUUUGUGGCAAGAGCUUCAGCCAGAAAUCUGUGCUGACGACACACCAAAGAAUCCACCUUGGGGGCAAACCCUACCUGUGUGGAGAGUGUGGAGAGGACUUCAGUGACCACAGGCGGUACCUGGCGCACCGGAAGACGCACGCGGCAGAGGAGCUCUACCUCUGUAGCGAGUGCGGGCGGUGCUUCAACCACAGCGCCGCGUUCGCCAAGCACCUCAGGGGACACGCCUCGGUGAGGCCCUGCCGGUGCAACGAAUGUGGGAAAAGCUUCAGUCGGAGGGACCACCUCGUCCGGCAUCAAAGAACACACACUGGCGAGAAACCAUUCACGUGCUCUACCUGUGGAAAGAGCUUCAGCAGGGGCUAUCACUUAAUCAGGCAUCAGAGGACCCACUCAGAAAAGACCUCCUAG
This is a messenger RNA of Puma concolor (puma), 2192 nucleotides long. RefSeq names its product zinc finger protein 202 (gene ZNF202). Gene Ontology annotation, cellular component: nucleus. The record is from RefSeq and is a predicted model, not a curated record. Gene Ontology annotation, molecular function: RNA polymerase II cis-regulatory region sequence-specific DNA binding; DNA-binding transcription factor activity, RNA polymerase II-specific. Lineage: Eukaryota; Metazoa; Chordata; Mammalia; Carnivora; Felidae. Gene Ontology annotation, biological process: regulation of transcription by RNA polymerase II.